Phymastichus coffea is the source of this 6207-nucleotide messenger RNA. It is a transcript of the gene Gp210, whose product is annotated as nuclear pore membrane glycoprotein 210. The transcript is spliced from 14 exons. Bases 3 to 5732 code for a protein of 1909 amino acids. The record is from RefSeq and is a predicted model, not a curated record. Lineage: Eukaryota; Metazoa; Arthropoda; Insecta; Hymenoptera; Eulophidae. Gene Ontology annotation, cellular component: nuclear pore.
UUAUGGCGGGAUCGCGAAAAUUAUCAAAAAUAUAUUAUAUUACGGUGCUAUUUGUGCUAUUUUUUACUUCACCUUUUGCGGAGGCUGAUCGGCUCAAUGUGCCUCGAGUUUUACUUCCAAUAUUCAAUGAUUUUCCUGUAAAUUUUACACUCGAAGUUACCGAAGGUGGCUGUUAUAAGUGGACUACAUCUCGUGAUGACGUAGUACGUUUGAUACCAAUAGAUGAGGAUUAUGACCAAUCAUGUUCUGUGAAAGUAGUAGUUCAAACAGUUACCAGAGAUCCGCAAAGAAAAACAGCUAUUGUUUUUGCAGAAGAUGUGAAUACAGGACAUUUUUUAAGAUGUGAUCUCAUAGUAGAUGUGAUAUUCUCAUUAAAUAUAGUGACCACUACAAGAGAACUUUUUAUUGAGGAAGCCCCAGAAGCAUUUGAAGUACGUGGAUAUGAUGAACAAGGAAAUGAGUUUACUACUUUAGCUGGAGUUGAAUUUGACUGGGUGAUAGGAAACAUUGACAAGAAAGGCACACAAGUCAGUAAUUUGCCAAAUAAUGUACUUCGUUUUAUGACUUUCCAAGAAUCUCCAUAUGAAACGCCACAUGAUGUAGAAGUACUUGAUGUCAUGGGUAAAACUGGAAAUGUUAUUCUGCUGGAAGGAGUAAAAACUGGAACUACAAAAGUUUCUGUGAAGCUGAUGUAUCCUGAAUAUAAACAUGUAGCUCCUGUAGAAGUGGAACUAAUUGUUGUUGCUAAUCUGAUUAUCAUACCAUCAGAUGUAACAAUAAUGCCAUUUGAUAGUUUUACCUACAGAAUAGUACAGGUACAUCAAGGACGAAUGGAAGAAAUACAUAUCCCAACAAGUCAAUACUAUCUUGAAGCUGAAAAUCCACAAAUUUUAGAAAUUAAUAAUGCCAGGGCUGGCGCUUAUGCCCUAAUAAAUGGAAAAACAAAAGUUCUUUUACAUGAUAAAAAUGUUCAUGAGGAAUAUGGCACGAUUCUACCUUCUGGCUCAGUAACUGUCAAAGAUGUAUCGUACAUAACUAUUGCUGCUUUACCUCAUAGAGGUCGUUCACUUAUUAUGGGUUACACACAUGAACUUAUUGUUGAAAUGUUUGAUAGCAAAGACCACAAAUUCUACAUUGGUGAAGGAGUUGAAGUGACUAUGAAAAUCAAUGAUGUUUACUUUGAUAAGAAAUUAACUACACCAAAUGGAACUCAUGUAGUUGCAAUACCAAUAUUCACAGGAACAACUACUGUAGAAGCUACUCUCCAUGGAGUUAUCAACAAAAAAGGAAAAAAAAUUCCUAUUGUUCCAGAACUUUAUACAAGAGCCGAAUUUGUUAUUCAUUCACCAGUUAGUGUAUCGCCGAAAAUUCUAGCUUUGCCAUGGGAUCCUAAAGUCAAAACGAGGUACGACGUCGCUUUAAAAGCUAGUGGUGGUGACGGAUCAUAUAGUUGGAGUAGUCGUCAACCAUCAGUAGUAAGUGUUUCCCAAAAUGGAGCUUUGAAAAUACUGCAAAAAGGAACAGCAGAUAUAACAGUAUCACUAGUUCGAAAUGUUCACAAUAGAGACUCCGCCAAGGUCCACGUUUUAGUACCAUCGAAGUUAGAAAUUAUUCAAUAUCACAUGGAAGCAGCUGUAGGAGAAAUUAUCUAUCUGCAUAUCGUUUUGUACGGUGAAUUAUAUGAUGGAUAUGAAACUCGUUUAAUUCCUUUUAACGAUUGUCAAGAUCUCUCUUUCGAAGUGGACAUUCCUGGCGGAAAUUUUGUUGAAACUGAUAGUGAUUCUAUUGAGCCAGUCAGUAUUGCUUGUGCUACAGUUGCAAUUGUUAGUCAAGAGGUUGGAGUAUCAAAAGUCUCUGUCACCUAUGGGCGAAAUCUUACCGACAAUGUAACAGUCUCUGCUUAUGAACCACUUGUCGUAGUUCAUCCUAUUAAAGCGGAAACUCUCUUGGCAGUUGGCUCAUCACGAAACAUCAUCUUUAAAGGAGGACCACGGCCUUGGGUUGAUUCAACUUAUGGUUACCAAAGAGAAGCUCACGUUACUGACAACAACAUAAUUGAAGUGUCAGAGUUUGAGCCGAAUUACGAAGAUGAAAUUUCCGUAUUUAAAGUUUUAUGUAAAUCGCUUGGAGAAGCACGAUUGACGUUCACCGUAUACAACGAGCCAAUAUUCCCAUCAUGCAAAGGUGGAGAAGCAGUUGCUCACGUGAGAGUUAUCUGCGCUAAACCUCGUUACAUCUACCUACAACCAGAAUUCAAAGACGGAGAGAAUUGUCCCGUGAGUCACGAUACUGAGAGAAUAGUUGCCCACAGUGAAGAGGCUUUGCGAUUACUUGUAAUUGUUAAAGACGAAGAUGGUCGUCGUUUUGAUAACAUUACAAGUUUAAGUAUUGAUUGGAACAUCAAACCAUCUACUAGCGCUGCCGUUGAAAUUUUGAUCGGUAGUUUGGAGGAGACGUUCACUCAUUAUGAAAUUCCAUUGCCGAAAAAUCAUUAUCAACAGGUCACCCCAAAAAAGUACACUGAUUCUCUGACUUUAAAAGCCAAAGUAUCUGGCUAUCUUAAAAAUGUUCUUUUACGGUAUAAAAUAACACCGGAAUACCCACCAUUUCCCGUUGAAAGCGAUAAGGGAUCUUUAUCGACUCCGUCAAUCGAAGCCAGUGUCAACAUUUUCCUAGUUAAUGAUACCUCGAUCUACCCUCAAAGACUGAAAAUUCUUAACGAUCCCAACAGCAAAUACUAUCUUCAAGUCAGCCAAGGUUCAGGCUUCUAUGAUCUAAUUCUUAGCAAUGAUGAAGUGGCCGAUGUUCGCUAUGUUGAAGCUACAAGAACAAUAAGUGUAAUACCAAGAAAGUCUGGUACAUUAAGAAUCCAGCUUGUUGAUCUUUGCUUGUCGUCAAGACCUGCAGAAGUUGAAAUCGAAGUACAACAGCUUGCAAGUCUUGAAGUUGAAAGUGUCAAUAAAGUUGAGAAAGGAAAACAUAUCGUCGCGAAACUGAGGUUGUAUGACACUAACGGAUUCUUGAUGAUGCUACCUGCACUGGAAGCUUUGGAUGUGAAAAUUGAAACUGAGAAUGGGUAUAUCGAUGUGAAAAGAUUAUCGAGCAAGGAGCAAGGUAGUCCACCAUUCGAUAGGAUUCUUUAUAUGAUCCAUGGUUUGGAAGAAGGAGAAGCUCAACUCGUAUUCAGUAGUGGAAUAGGUACCAACGAAGUCAGAAGCGAGACAGCCAUUAUUCAAGUAUUCCCUCCACUUCAGGUCUUACCGAAGAAUUUAACUACUCUCGUUGGCACGAUCUACCAAAUCUCGACUAUUGGCGGACCCAAAAACGCUGAGAUAGAGUUUUCUACUGCGGACAAGGAUAUUCUAGAAAUUGAUAGUACUGGAGUUAUCGAAGGUAAAACUACCGGAGAAACGACCAUUUUUGCCAAGGCAGUAGGAGAAGACUCGAAAGGCAAGAAGGUGGUUUUCUCGCAAGAUCUUGCUGAAGUAAAAGUUAUUUUACUCGAAGGAAUAAAAAUCGUCGUUCCCACCGUCAGAUUAAAAGUUGGAGCUCUUAUACCUGUUUGGGCUUUUGGAAUUCCUGAUCAUCUUACUCCCUUGAUUAUUGGUUCCAUGAAAUCACCUUUAGUAUUUUCGUGGUCGACCAGCGAUUCAGAACUCAUAUCCUUGCAUAAUAUGUAUGAAGGAACAGGAAUCAAUGUUAGAUAUCAAAAUGAAGUAACAUUAAGAGCCAAAGCCAAAAAUCCUGGAGUGGCUUCCAUCAUUCUUGCUGCAACAACACCAUGUAACGUUCUUGGUGGCUGUCGAAAUCAGCCCAGUUUCAGUUCUUCAGUUAAAAUUGAAAUCUUUGAAGAGCUAAAAUUGGUGAAUAAAGAUACGUUGUCAGAGUCAUUAGUUAUUGUGAUGGCACCAAAUUCGUCAAUCAAAUUACAAACUAAUCGUGAUAAGUUUGGCAUUUCUACCUAUAAAGUAUCAUCGAGCAGUCAGUCAGGAAUUGGAGAAUCUGAUGAUCAGAAUGCUUUGACUUUUGUAUCUGAUAUUAUCACUGUGGACAAGAAUGGUUUGUUAAAGUCCGGAGAUAAUUACGGACAUGGUAUAGUCACUAUCACAAACAUCGAGGCUUAUAGUUCAAAACAAACACUAACUAUUGCAGUUUACAUUAAACCAAUUCAUUACGUGAUGCUCUCCUUAAAAUCAAAUGUUCGCAUCCGAACCGGCGAAGAAUUAACUAUGUUACCAAAAGGUAUGAGCUUGGACUACGUGCUCGAAUGCUAUGAUUCCGUGGGAUCUAAAUUUCACGCAGCUGACAUAAACUUCAAGACUUUAUCUAGCCGUACUGAUUUAGUUACCUUUACUCUCAAUGAAGAGAAUACUUUUAAUGCUAAGUUUAUUGAAAACGGAGAGCUCAUAGCUAAAAUUUACAGUGAGAAAUAUCCUAACAUGAUGUUUGACUAUGUGCACAUGAGUAUUGGAGACGUUCUUUUUCCAACAAAGAGUGUCUUAACAGUCGGAGACGUAGCCUGCUUUUCAAUGCCUCUCCUCUCAUCGGACGGCGAACUUGGCUAUUGGCAAUCUUCCGCACCUGAAGUCCUUUACGUUGACCCAAUUACAGGCAUCGGUCGAGCUAGGAGCCCUGGAAGCGCUGUAGUGAAACAUAGCAUCGCUACACAUCUGCGCGACGAAGUAGAAGUAACCGUUCACCCAAUAGCCAAACUCACACUUGUUCCUCUCAAAGGCAAGAACGUAACUGGCACCGAAGUAUUUAGCGUGCCUUUAAUACUCAAAAGCAAGCACGAAACUAUCAAGGAGAACAACAUUCUAUCAAGAGGUUUGGGUGGUUGCCGAACUCUUUCUUCCUUUGUUUUGAGUCAUUAUCCGUUCAUCUGUAUGGUGCAGUUUUCACCGCUGCACUCGUCUGUUGGUAUUAAGGAUAUGUUUUAUGCUAAACCACGAUUCGAUAUUGUAACUGGUUUCUACUACUGCGAUAUUAUCCCAAUGGGACUUCCAUCAGUCAUGACAAGUACCUUAGAAACUAGACUUAGAAUAAAUGCGUUGAGUCGUGAUAUUGAGGGAACACCUAUUGAAGUAUCAUAUCUUCCACCUAUGUAUAUUCCCACAAGGGAAAUCAUAUUCUUAAGUUCAUUAGGUCAAGAAAUACCCACUGCUACUCUAGACAUUUAUGGCCUUCCACAUGUUUUAGAUCGUAUAAUUAUUGAAACACCAGAAGAAGUCAGCAUAGGUGCUCGACAGCUUUUGACAAAGAAUCUGGCACAAUACAAGUUGACGUUAACGCAAAAUCAAGAUGAGAUCCAGGGUCGUAAGAUUAUCAUUACAAAUGAACUCACAAGACAGAAUGUUACGCUUUUGAUACGAGUACCUAAGUACGAUCAGUUCCCACGAAUUUCCGGUAUCCAUUGGGUCGAUUACAUGUACUUCCAUAGAUAUACCUUAGGAACUUUGGUUAUUCUUUCAAUUUCAUUCUUCCAUUUCUGGAAAAAUAGGAUGGCUAAUGUUGAUAUGUCGGUCAAGAACAAAAAUGUUUUUGCUGAAAAAUGUCCACCACCUUUGAAUAAGAAAAGUCCUGGAGGACCUACAAUGAAUAGCACUUCUAACCCGACGAGUCCAGGAAGUCCUGGUUCGCCGUUAAGACCGUUUUCUGCAUUCGAACCUGUCUACGGAGAUCCAAGAGGUUUUUUCACACCGAACGCUCGACGAAAUCGAACUGUGCUGUAAUUAUACACUAGAUAAUAUCAUUGAAAGUGACGAAUUUUCAGAUCUUUUACCGAUGUUUUCAAGACUAAUGCUUUUCUAAUCAAUAUUUUUUACGGGUAAUGCUCUGAAAUUUACAAGAGCGAAAAACUAAUAGUUAUUUUGUGACGUACAUAAUAUUUAUUAAGGACAGAUCAAAGUGUAUAAAGUGUAAUUAUUAUUAGUGCGUUAGCAUUUACAAGGAUAAGUAUAGUCAAUUAUUUACUAUAACGAAUCAUAUCCUAUAACUGGAUAACGUUAGUUUAAAAUUGGUAAUAAUUUUCUUACUCUCAAUAUUAUGUUUUUCCUAUAAUGUUCCUGUUUAAUUCAAUCAAUCUUUAUAUUUUGAGAAAUCUAAUCGAUUUUAUUUAAGGUUUGACAAAGUCAGUGCAUACCCGAUCCACUACAUGAAGAAAGUAAAUUUCGAAAUAUAUAUUUUUUGGACCUUCUUGUUGUCAGU